GCGCGGGGCCGCUACGUGAGCUGGGCGCGCGGGGCUGCGCUCGUGUGCGCUCGCCGCCGCCGCCGACGCGCCUUUGAGUCAGCAAACUCCGCCGCCCGCCUGCCCGCCGGCCCGCCGGCCCGCCGGUCCUGCUGUGCCAGGCUCUGCCCGGAGGUGCAGCCCGUCGAUCGUGUCCUGUGUUGAAGAUGUUUCCAGAACAGCAGAAAGAGGAAUUUGUAAGUGUUUGGGUUCGAGAUCCUAGGAUUCAGAAGGAGGACUUCUGGCAUUCUUAUAUUGACUAUGAGAUAUGUAUUCAUACCAAUAGCAUGUGUUUUACAAUGAAAACAUCCUGUGUACGAAGAAGAUACAGAGAAUUUGUGUGGCUGAGGCAGAGACUCCAAAGUAAUGCAUUACUGGUACAACUGCCAGAACUUCCAUCUAAAAACCUAUUUUUCAACAUGAACAAUCGCCAGCAUGUAGAUCAACGCCGUCAGGGUUUGGAAGAUUUCCUCAGAAAGGUCCUACAGAAUGCACUUCUGCUUUCAGAUAGCAGCCUUCACCUCUUCCUGCAAAGCCAUCUGAAUUCAGAAGACAUCGAGGCAUGUGUUUCCGGGCAGACUAAGUACUCCGUAGAAGAAGCAAUUCACAAGUUUGCCUUGAUGAACAGACGUUUCCCUGAAGAAGAAGAAGAAGGAAAAAAAGAAAAUGAUAUAGAUUAUGAUUCGGAAAGUUCAUCCUCUGGGUUUGGACAUAGUAGUGAUGACAGCAGUUCACACGGAUGUAAAAUGAGCACAGCUCUGCAGGAAUCCUGAAAAAUAAUUGUAAUGUUACCAUUUUAGGAAUAGCAAACUGUGUCCAGUCAUAGAGCAGAAAGCUUGCUAAUAAUAUAUUCUUACCUAAAGCUCACUGUCAUAUUAAGUAUUUAAAUUCGUAAAGAUGUUGUGUUGUUUAUUAGUGGUAUUUUUAUGUUGUCCUAUUUUGGCUAAGCUUCUGUAAAAAGCUAAAAGCCAGUGAAUGCAGUAUUCUCCUUGAUAGGCGCACGCUAUUGGUAAAACAAGAUCCUGCCCUCAAAUGAAAUGAUUUAUAUGUUUAAAAAAACCUAGUUGGCUUUAUUGCAUUUUAAAAGAUAGGUAAAUAGGUAGCAUUUGAAAUCCAGAUAGAGAAUUCCUUCUUGUAUCACUGGGGCAGUGUUAGCAUAAACACAGCAGGUAUGGUCUUAGCCACUACGAAGACUUUCGGCACAGACCAGAAUGCCUCUCAGACAGGCGGUUGGAAUUCUGUGGGUACCUCCCCUGCACUGGGAAAACACUUACUUUUGGGGUGGUUGAUUGAAAUAUUUUAAGAGUGUUUAACCUUUCCAGUAUUCUAUUUCACACGUAAAUGGAAAAUGUAUCUUACGAAUAGAGAGACAUGUUAAAAUAAUGUUUACAUCUUAGAGAAAAAGCCCAGAAAUAGCACUAGUCAUUUUGCUUAUAUUUGCAAUAUAUAGAUUCAGAAAUACAUUUUCAUUGUCCAAAAUCAGCUUUAACACAUGGUUUCUGGAAACAAACCAUUUGUUUUCAUUAUCUAUGUGUAAUUAGAAUUACAGGUUCAUGAUUUAUUUUCUGACUUAAUGUGCAAUUUCUUAUCACUAGAUAACUUUCAGUGUCAGUGACAGUUGCUUGUUACUUUUUUAAGUUAAAAGUAGGAUCUUAUAAAAAUUAAUAAAUUUUGCCAAUA
Molecule: messenger RNA, 1698 nt
Organism: Balaenoptera ricei (Rice's whale)
Lineage: Eukaryota; Metazoa; Chordata; Mammalia; Artiodactyla; Balaenopteridae
Gene: SNX10
Product: sorting nexin 10
Exons: 7
Coding region: 186-791 (201 amino acids)
Biological process (GO): intracellular protein transport
Molecular function (GO): phosphatidylinositol binding
Source: RefSeq, a predicted model, not a curated record